AAUAGGAAGUUUGUUAAGAAUGGCUACUUCUCCAAAUACGUCUACUCUAUCCCCGAGCAAAAAGAAAGAUGAAUCUUUCCUUGAAAAAAUUGGAACUAUGGGUCGUAAAAAAAAGAUUAAAGAGGUAACCGAAUUACAGGAAGAAGGGAAAAAUGCCAUAGAAUCCCCAACCAGUCCUUUAAUUCCUGACAUAGGCCCAGAAGGUUAUCAACUGGCUGACAAUGAAGAAAGAUCUAUGAUUGAACCAACCACUAGGGAAGAUCCUAAAUUAAUUGAGCUCAUCAAGGUUCUUCUUGACUGGAUUAAUGAUGAACUUGCUGAUCAUCGUAUCAUUGUCAAGGAUAUUGAGGAAGAUUUGUUUGAUGGACAGAUCUUACAAAAAUUGAUUGAAAAGCUUUGUAAUGUUAGAGUUGAGGCAAGAGAGGUAACUCAGUCAGAAAUAGGACAGAAACAAAAGCUGAGAGUUGUCCUUGACUACAUUAACCACAUCCUUGGUGUACCUCCUGUUUGGAGCCAGCAGAAAUGGAGUGUAGAUAGUAUUCACUCAAAGAAUCUGGUUGCUAUCCUGCAUCUUCUAGUAGCCCUGGCAAAGCAUUUCAAUGCUCCAAUUCGAAUGCCUGAUAAUGUUGUUGUCACAUUGAUUGUUAUCCAGAAAGUGGAUAACAAUUUGGUGACAAGAUAUGUACCUGAGGAGAUCACUACCAACUUGGAUGAUAUUGAUGGAAGAGGAGAGAGAGAUGCAUUUGACACUCUGUUUGACCAUGCACCAGACAAGUUGAAUGUAGUUAAAAAGACUCUUCUGACAUUUGUGAAUAAGUAUUUGAUGAGGCUGAAUUUGGAAGUGUCAGAUCUGGAUACUCAGUUUCAUGAUGGAGUGUUUUUGAUAAUGAUGAUGGCUUUACUGGAAGGCUACUUCACUCCACUCUACCUCUUCCAUAUGACACCAACAACAUUUGAGCACAGAGUUCACAAUGUGAAGUUUGCCUUUGAGCUCAUGGAAGAUGCCGGUCUUCAGAGACCAAAGGCCAGGCCAGAAGAUAUAGUGAACCAAGAUUUGAAGUCAACUCUGAGGGUUCUGUACAACAUCUUCACCAAGUACAAGUCAACUCAUGGCAAUCAGCCUAUUGCCGUCCAGUAGUACCUGCAGCUAGAGUAGUCAACUCUGUAGUGGCAUCAUUAGCCAACACUGCCCAGUAGUGGCAUCAUUAGCCAACACUGUCCAGUAGUGGCAUCAUUAGCCAACACUGCCCAGUAGUGGCAUCAUUAGCCAACACUGCCCAGUAGUGGCAUCAUUAGUCAACACUGCCCAGUAGUGGCAUCAUUAGUCAACACUGCCCAGUAGUGGCAUCAUUAGCCAACACUUCAGUGGUAUGGUUGGCACUGAUUAAAGAAAACUAGAGCUUAAAGAAUCAUGUAAACAACAGCAGCAGCCUGUGAUGAUAAUUAGUGACACCAUUUUAAUUACUCUAAUUUUCAGCUGUCAGAAUAUUUAAUAUCUGUUGUCCAAAUACAUGCGUUUUGUUUCAUCAGCUGUUUUUAUUCAGAGUGUUAAUUGAUGUAAAACAGUAGGCUGGUAUGUGUUUAGUACAUAAGCAAGUAAAACAGUAGGCUGGUAUUUGUGUUGAGUGCAUAAGCAAGUAAAACAGUAGGCUGGUAUGUGUUGAGCUAGUAAAACAGCAGUCUGGUAUGUGUUGAGUACAUAAGCUAAGCAUUGAUAAUGAUACCCUGGGCAGUUGGCUAUAUUUUCCUUCCACUACUGGCUAUCUAUCACCACUACUGGCUACUGAUAUCUAUCAUUAUAAUAAAUUAUUUACAUGUGGUGUGAUGCUGGUAUAGCGCAUGUGUGAAAGACUAUAAUAACUUCUGUAUUAAACAUCAGGUUUUUUUUUUAUCGUAAUCAAAUAUGCCUUCAUGUUUUAUAAUGUGUACACUGAAGGCAUGUUCAAGUAACUUAUUAAUAUACUCUGUUCAUGUAUGCUGUGUAUAGUUUUACCUUUGGUACUAUUAUGUAGUUAAACCUUUGGAUGGUAGUGUUAUAUCGGCUAAUUAAUAAUUAUUAUCGUUUAGUCUGCGCUGCUGAAUUGAUCUGUGUAGUCAAGUAUGCAAUUAAGUCCAGCAAAACAAAAAAAGACUAAGGUUAAGUAUGUCAACUAAUGAUUAAUUAAUUUUGUAAUUGUAAAUGACAAAAUACCUUCAUUAGCACUUUGUAAAUCUUAUUACCAAAAAAAAAACCCAAAGGCUUCUGUGAUCUGAUGUGUUCUAAAUCUGGUGCUAUAUGUGUUUGUUUACUUGUGAUAUUUAUUUUCCUGGUGUUGCUGUACUGGGCUCACAAGGUUCCCACUUGAAGGGGUACUUUACAAGUAAUAAUGUGAGAAGCCCUCAUUUUGCAAUCACCUUUUGCCUUAUUCAACACUUAUUUGUAUAAAAUAUACAUAUAAGCAAUCAGUACUUGUGACCUCUCUAGAAAUGAAGGCCAUUAACUGCAUCAGAAAGUUGAGAAAGUGUCUGCUUUAAAAAUAUACAAUAAAAUAAUUUUAAAUUAACCAUUUUUUGUGGAGUCGUACAAAAUUAUAGACCCAGUCUAAGUCAUUUUUCACUGCAGUAAUCUUUUUAUUUUUCAUGUUAUCAUUAAAAAAUUAAGGCUCAUUUAUGAUUUUUUCAAUAUGUAUACAUAAUAAUACACAAGCACUGUAUUUGUGUACUAAAGUUUAAAAUAGACCUGGAUAAUAUUUCUCUUAGUAUUUUAUUGAUCAGUUGUAUUUGUGUGUGUAAAACAAUAUUGAUUAAAGUUCUAUUAGAUCAGAAAUGUUAGCCACUACAAGUUUGUUACCCUUGGGGGAGUCAGCUCUUUCUUUGAAGACAACAUUAAUCAUAGAAAAAUUGGCUUGGAUAACUUCAUAUUAUUGCUUGUUGUGAAACAUGUAAUUAUUUUUUUAGUUUCAAGAUGAACUAUAAGAUAUUAGCCAAUAAAAUUUUAUUCUUGUAAUUGUUUUCUUGAUGUAAAAGUCUUAAGAUGAACUCUAAGUAAGAUAUUGGCAAAUAAAAUUUUAUUGUUUUCUUUAUGUAACAGUUUAUAGCUGAACUAGAUAUAUUAGCAAAUAAAAUUGUGCAUGCUGUUUUAUAAAGUAAAAUUUUAUUUUUCCUGUAUGAAGAAUUGAAUGAUGAAUGGGUAGGUUACAAAAGUAUCAGUGAGAUGACUUAAUGUUUCAUAUAGGGUUCUAAUGCAUUUACAUUGUAUUCUUCUAUUGCUUGCUUUCAUUGUUUUUGUGAAAUGUAAUCAUUAUAUUUUUUAAUAUCAGAUAUUAAAUUAGUUGUAUUUGUAUGAUUUCA
Molecule: messenger RNA, 3330 nt
Organism: Physella acuta
Lineage: Eukaryota; Metazoa; Mollusca; Gastropoda; Physidae
Product: beta-parvin
Biological process (GO): establishment or maintenance of cell polarity regulating cell shape; substrate adhesion-dependent cell spreading; actin cytoskeleton organization
Cellular component (GO): actin cytoskeleton; cytoplasm; focal adhesion
Molecular function (GO): actin binding
Source: RefSeq, a predicted model, not a curated record